This is a messenger RNA of Brassica napus (rape), 3887 nucleotides long. Its product is annotated as protein phosphatase 2C and cyclic nucleotide-binding/kinase domain-containing protein. The record is from RefSeq and is a predicted model, not a curated record. The transcript has 14 exons. Gene Ontology annotation, molecular function: protein kinase activity; ATP binding; cation binding. Gene Ontology annotation, biological process: protein phosphorylation. Lineage: Eukaryota; Viridiplantae; Streptophyta; Magnoliopsida; Brassicales; Brassicaceae. Bases 486 to 3719 code for a protein of 1077 amino acids.
AUUGGUCGUAACACAAACUAAAAUAAAAGAAAUAAUAAAUUCAUUUGUUUAGACCCCAAAAAAAAAAAAAAAAUCCUUCGAUCUCGCUGCUGCAACGGUUCUCUCUUAGUUUCUUACUCGAAGUAGAUCGAGAGAACUUGUGUGUUUCCCAAUUCCUUCACUUUCAAAAAUUUUUCCUUAUGAUUUUUCUUUUGCCGUCAAUUUUCUGUUAGAAAAAAGUUUUGUGUGAUUCAGUUUACUCCACGGAAUCUCUAAUCUUCCAGAUUCAUUCUCAUUGGUUGAAAAUGAAUUUCCUCCAGUAUCUUCCUUAGAUUUUUCAGCCAUUUUUUUUUUUUUUUCCUUUUUCGAAACUUUCCCGAGAAAAGUUUAAUUAGUUUCUUUUUGCGUGGAAAAGGGACGAAGAGUCGGAAGAAACUGUUUUGACUACCUCCUCCAGUUGGAUUCAUCUUUGGAUUGAUGAGUGUGGUGGUUUCGCCCUCAGAGUGAUGGGUUGCGUCUACUCCAAAACUUGCAUUGGUCAGAUUUGCGCCACCAAAGAAGACAGCAUCAGGCAGCCUCCGCCUAAAGCUACUUCGGCGGCGGCUGCGGAGAAUCCGGUGUUCAAUCCCUCUUCAGAUGCGGGGGAUGACGACGAGAUUCACGAGCUUAGCCUAAACAGAGACCAGGAAUGGGGAAUCACGCGCCUUUCUAGGGUUUCCGCUCAGUUUCUACCACCUGACGGGUCUAGAAUCGUAAAGGUUCCGUCUUGCAGCUACGAAUUGAGAUACUCGUUUCUCUCUCAGCGAGGGUAUUACCCUGAUGCUCUUGACAAGGCGAAUCAAGACAGUUUCGCUAUCCACACCCCCUUUGGGAGCAACUCGGACGAUCACUUCUUCGGCGUGUUCGAUGGUCACGGCGAGUUCGGCGCUCAGUGCUCGCAGUUCGUGAAGAGGAGACUCUGUGAGAAUCUUCUAAGGCACGGGCGGUUUCGUGUAGACGCUGCUGAGGCUUGUAACGCGGCCUUCUUGAGCACGAACUCUCAGUUACAUGCUGAUUUCGUGGAUGAUAGUAUGAGUGGGACAACGGCUAUUACGGUUAUGGUUAGAGGGACGACGAUCUACGUGGCGAAUGCUGGUGACUCCAGGGCGGUUUUAGCUGAGAAGAGGGACGGUGAUCUUGUCGCUGUUGAUUUGUCUAUUGACCAGACUCCUUUUAGAGAUGAUGAGCUUGAAAGGGUGAAGCUUUGUGGAGCUAGAGUUCUUACUCUUGAUCAGAUUGAAGGUUUGAAGAAUCCUGAGGUUCAGUGUUGGGGUACUGAGGAGGACGAUGAUGGAGACCCUCCCAGGCUUUGGGUUCCCAAUGGGAUGUAUCCAGGAACUGCGUUUACGAGGAGUAUUGGGGAUUCUAUUGCGGAGACGAUUGGGGUUGUUGCUAACCCUGAGAUUGCUGUUGUUGAGCUCACCCCGGAUAAUCCUUUCUUUGUGGUGGCUAGUGAUGGUGUUUUCGAGUUCAUUUCUAGCCAAACUGUUGUUGACAUGGUUGCAAAACAUAAGGAUCCUCGAGAUGCUUGUGCUGCAAUUGUUGCUGAAUCAUAUAGGCUAUGGCUACAGUAUGAAACUCGUACAGAUGAUAUAACCAUCAUUGUUGUGCAUAUUAAUGGCCUAAAUGAUGAUGCUCCUCGGCAGUUGACGAGUACAGGGACUCUGUUACAGCCUCCUAUUCCACAAGUUGUGGAACUGACAGGUUCUGAAUCUCCUUCCACCUUUGGAUGGAACUCUAAAAACCAACGUGUGAGGCAUGAUCUAUCUCGGGCUAGAAUACGCGCUAUUGAGAGUUCACUAGAGAAUGGAAAUGCUUGGGUUCCUCCAUCUCCAGCCCAUAGGAAAACCUGGGAAGAAGAAGCACACAUUGAGCGGGUAUUGCGUGACCAUUUCCUCUUCAGGAAACUCACUGAUUCUCAGUGCCAGGUUUUGCUGGACUGCAUGCAAAGGCUUGAACUUAAUCCAGGGGAUGUAGUUGUGAAACAGGGUGGUGAAGGAGACUGCUUCUACGUUGUAGGUAGUGGAGAAUUUGAGGUCUUGGCAACUCAGGAUGAAAAGAAUGGUGAGGUGCCUAGGAUCUUGCAGCGGUAUACAGCUGAUAAACAAUCAUCAUUCGGUGAACUCGCCUUGAUGCACAACAAGCCGCUUCAGGCUUCUGUGCGUUCAGUGGAUCAUGGAACACUGUGGGCCUUAAAAAGAGAAGACUUUCGAGGAAUUCUGAUGUCUGAGUUUACAAACUUACCAUCCUUGAAGCUUCUACGUUCUGUUGAUCUUCUCUCCCGUCUUACGAUUUUGCAACUAAGCCAUGUUGCAGAGUUUCUGUCCGUAGCUUCCUUUUCAGAUGGACAAACUAUAGUUAAAAAGGAUGAAAAACUUCAGGGACUGCAUGUCAUCCAGAAGGGACUCGUGAGAAUUACUUUUGGUGCAGAGUUAUUGGAGAGUCAAAAUGUUUCAAGCCUUGCAUCUGAGAUCACUAAAGAACAUGAUACCGAAACAGAAGUUUCCAUAGAAAAGGAAGAAGGAAGUUACUUUGGUGAAUGGGCUCUUCUUGGCGAACUCAAAGAUUCCUUAAGUGCAGUUGCAGUUGGGGAAGUGGUCUGUGUGGUUUUAACAAAAGAAAAAUUUGAGUCAGCGGUCGGCCCUUUGACCAAUCUUGCAGAUGACACUCACAAGUCGAGACAAUCUUCGUUCGAUAUAUCAAAAGAAUCAGCAAAAGUUACUGAUACCACAACUCUUGCUAAAGCCACUCUUGCAGACUUGGAAUGGACAACAUGCUUGAGUUCAACAGACUGCAGCGAGGUUGGGCUGGUGCAUUUAAAAGACAAAGAAAAUUUGCUCAGCUUGAAAAGGUUUUCAAAGCACAAGGUGAAGAAGCUAGGCAAAGAGGCACAAGUCUUGAAAGAGCGGAAUCUGAUGAAGAACGCAAUAAAGCCCUCAGCUUUUGUUCCUGAGGUCUUGUGCACUUGUUCUGAUCAAACAUACGCAGCCAUCUUACUGAACACUACUCUUGCUUGUCCUCUAUCUUCAUUGCUUCACUCUCCUAUUGACGAGUCAUCUGCCCGUUUCAUUACCGCCUCAUGUGUGUCUGCCUUGGAAGAUAUACACAAGAACGGCAUUCUCUUUAGAGGUUCAUCUCCUGAUUUGCUGAUGUUGGAUCAAUCUGGAUACCUUCAGAUUGUAGACUUCAGAUUCGCCAAGAAACUGUCUGAGGAAAGAACAUUUACAAUAUGUGGAAAUGCAGAUUAUUUAGCACCUGAAAUUGUUCAAGGCAAAGGCCAUGGUUUUGCAGCUGACUGGUGGGCACUUGGAGUUUUGAUCUACUAUAUGCUAGAAGGGGAAAUGCCAUUUGGGUCAUGGAGACAAAACGAGCUAGACACGUUUCAGAAAAUUGCUAAAGGCCAACUAACUUUCCCUCGAGCUCUAAGUUCAGAACCUCAAGAUCUCAUCACAAAGUUGCUUGAAGUUGAUGAAAACCUGCGGUUCGGUAGCCAAGGAGGUCCUGAAUCAAUCAAGAAACAUCCCUGGUUCAAUGGACUCAACUGGGGAGCGAUUAGUAGCCGCGGAGUUCAAGUUCCUCAAGAGAUAGUCUCGCGCAUUCAUCACCAUCUAGAGAAUGAUAACGCUCUUCCUCUAGAAACUUUACAAUCAGUGGACACAACAGAUGAUCAAGAUGCUCAAAACUGGCUUGAAGAAUGGUAAAAAAUAGACCUGAAACAAAAUGCCGGGACUUGUAUUUUUGUUCUCGCCCUCUUCAUUUCAAAAUUUACAUGCUUUAUAGAGCUGUAAACAAACAGUCAUUGAUGCUGAAAAACAAAGAGAGCUUAGUAGAAUCUUUAAAAACCUUGAUUCAUGAAAAAGUUAAAAAUC